AUGAACGAAACCGAGAUCAACAGUUGCGUAAAUUGCGGCGCUGCUGCCAGCAAAUUCUGCAGCAGCUGCAGAGUGAGCAAGUACUGCGACCGUACAUGUCAAACGAAAAACUGGCCCACUCAUAAGAUCUCAUGCGGCAAGAGUGGCAUUGAUCUUGUUGUGCAUCGCGCCGGCCAGCUACUUCAAGACCUCUACCUCGCAAUGCGUGAGGCCGCAUAUGACACCACAAUCGCAAGCGUCAAGGAAGAAGGAGAAACACUAAUUAUACAAGACGCACCAAUUGACGCCGGCAAGCUGGCGCGGUUUCCAAACGAACUUAUGCGUAGCGAUGUCCAAAAGAAGAUGGCGCUGACUGCAUUCACGUGCGAGGAUCCUCUCGUAUUGUGUCAUGACAUCUUUGUCCAGAUGUUGGAAGGGACCGGGUUGCAGGUGGACGAACUUCGGGUAGCGACGAAACCGACGGCCAAGAAGGUCCGCAUCAUUUCUCCGUGCGGCUCGUGGGAGACGACCGAUUACAAUCAUGUCAUCAUCCGCGUCAAGUCAACGGACGGUAGGGCAUGGAUCGUUGAUGUGACUGGACCGCAGUACGGCAUCUUCAAGUCCUGUUGCCCAGAGAGUGUCUAUAUGAAGAAAUAUGUUCUUGAGCUCAAGAAGGUCUACGAGUUUGGAACUCACAAGGCCAACUACGAGAUGAGGAAUUACAUGUUUAUGCAUAUCUCGUGGGGAGCGAUGGAGAAAAUCGAAGCUACGAUCUCUGCGUGGAAGUCUGACACGGGCAGAACCCUAGCUACACUGUUACGAGAGCCGGACAUAAUCUUCCAGAAGAACGCAAGGAACCUGAUGAGCGACUCUAAGAGGGCAGUGGACAGAUUUGUAGCGGAUGUCGUUGCCGUGGAGGAACCCGAUACCAAGGCGAAAGCUGAUUCGGUACCAAAAGAAGACUCCAAGAAGACAGACGAUGCCAUGGCCAGAUUGAAGAAGGACCACGCCGCGCAGAGUCCUAUCCCGGAGAUCGAGAGACUACUCAAGUCUGCCAGCGUUCAGGACGCUGGUUACGCACAAGCAGCUUGCAACGACGAGGAUUAG
This is a messenger RNA of Didymosphaeria variabile, 1086 nucleotides long. RefSeq lists its product as uncharacterized. The record is from RefSeq and is a predicted model, not a curated record. The coding region runs from base 1 to 1086 and encodes 361 amino acids. Lineage: Eukaryota; Fungi; Ascomycota; Dothideomycetes; Pleosporales; Didymosphaeriaceae. The transcript has 2 exons.